Molecule: messenger RNA, 2560 nt
Organism: Anopheles stephensi (Asian malaria mosquito)
Lineage: Eukaryota; Metazoa; Arthropoda; Insecta; Diptera; Culicidae
Exons: 7
Coding region: 143-2419 (758 amino acids)
Cellular component (GO): extracellular matrix
Source: RefSeq, a predicted model, not a curated record
UCUGACGCAAUUCGCGACCUAAGAACAGAAGUGUAUCAAACCGCUUAAAAGCACGGUAGUAUAAAUACCAAGUUGAAAGCAGACUAGAGCACAGUUCAAUCUGCUCCACCAACCAGUGAACAAGUCACCAAAACACCUCAAAAUGGCAUUCAAGUUUGUGAUCUUCGCCGCCGUCGUUGCCGUUGCCCGCGCUGGCCUCAUUGCCUCGCCAGCAGUUUCUUACGCUGCUGCUCCGGCCCUUGUCGCUGCCCCGGUGGCCAAGGUCGCUACUUAUGCUGCUCCGAUCGCCAAGGUUGCGUACGCCGCCCAGCCAGAAGAGUACGACGCGAACCCUCAGUACUCGUUCUCGUACGGAAUCUCGGACUCCCUGACCGGAGACUCCAAGUCCCAGCAGGAAUCGCGCAGCGGAGAUGUUGUCCAGGGAUCGUACUCCGUCGUUGACCCCGAUGGUCUGAAGCGUACCGUUGACUACACCGCUGACCCACACAACGGAUUCAACGCUGUGGUCCGUCGUGAGCCUCUCGCCGCCAAGGUCAUCGCUGCCCAGCCCGCCGUCGCCUAUGCUGCUCCUCUGGCCGCGAAGACCAUCUCUUACGCCGCUCCAGUAGCCAAGACCAUCUCGUACGCCGCCCCAGUGGCCACCAAGACCUACGUCUCGAGCCCAGCUAUCUCCUACGCUGCUCCAGUAGCCAAGACCUACGUAUCCAGCCCAGCUGUAUCCUAUGCCGCUCCUCUGGCCACCAAGACCUACGUCUCGGGCCCGGCUGUCUCGUACGCCGCUCCUCUGGCCAAGACCUACGUCUCGAGCCCAGCUCUCUCGUACGCCGCCCCUGCCUACGCUUCCUACCACACUAGAGCACAGUUCAAUCUGCUCCACCAACCAGUGAACAAGUCACCAAAACAUCUCAAAAUGGCAUUCAAGUUUGUGAUCUUCGCCGCCGUCGUUGCCGUUGCCCGCGCUGGCCUCAUUGCCUCGCCAGCAGUUUCUUACGCUGCUGCUCCGGCCCUUGUCGCUGCCCCGGUGGCCAAGGUCGCUACUUAUGCUGCUCCGAUCGCCAAGGUUGCGUACGCCGCCCAGCCGGAGGAGUACGACGCGAACCCUCAGUACUCGUUCUCGUACGGAGUCUCGGACUCCCUGACCGGAGACUCCAAGUCCCAGCAGGAAUCGCGCAGCGGAGAUGUUGUCCAGGGAUCGUACUCCGUCGUUGAUCCCGAUGGUCUGAAGCGUACCGUUGAUUACACCGCUGACCCGCACAACGGAUUCAACGCUGUUGUCCGUCGUGAGCCCCUCGCCGCCAAGGUCAUCGCUGCCCAGCCCGCCGUAGCCUAUGCUGCUCCUCUGGCCGCCAAAACCAUCUCUUACGCCGCUCCAGUAGCCAAGACCAUCUCGUACGCUGCCCCAGUGGCCACCAAGACCUACGUCUCGAGCCCAGCUAUCUCCUACGCCGCUCCAGUAGCCAAGACCUACGUGUCGAGCCCAGCUGUGUCCUAUGCCGCUCCUCUGGCCACCAAGACCUACGUCUCGGGCCCGGCUGUCUCCUAUGCCGCUCCUCUGGCCAAGACCUACGUCUCGAGCCCAGCUCUCUCGUACGCCGCCCCGGCCUACGCUUCCUACCACUUCAAGCUCGCACUUGAAAAAAGGCUAAAGUUGUUUCUGUUUAGUGGAUGCAGUUUGACAAGAACAGCCUCAUUCGCCAUUCGGGGCAAGCGCACGGUCGGGCGUAUAAAUUGGGCAGCUCGACCCACUGCAGGCACAGUUCGAUUGAUCAUCCGGUGCUGUGAACAACAUCUGCUCCAACCCGAAGCAAAAAUGGCAUUCAAGUUCGUGACCUUCGCUGCACUGAUCGCCGUUGCGCGCGCUGGCCUCAUCGCCUCGCCCGCUGUCAGCUAUGCUGCGACCCCGGCCGUAGUCGCUGCGCCAGUCGCCAAGGUCGCUUAUGCUGCCGCUCCGGCAGUGGUUGCUGCACCCGUUGCUAAGGUUGCGUACGCCGCCCAGCCAGAAGAGUACGAUGCCAACCCGCACUACUCAUUCUCGUACGGAAUCUCGGACGCCCUGACCGGAGACUCCAAGUCCCAGCAGGAAUCGCGCAGCGGAGAUGUUGUCCAGGGAUCGUACUCCGUCGUUGACCCCGAUGGCACCAAGCGUACCGUCGAGUACACGGCUGACCCGCACAACGGAUUCAACGCUGUCGUCCACCGUGAGCCUCUGGCCGCUGCCAAGGUUGUUGCUGCCGCCCCGGUCGCUACCAAGGUUAUUGCCCAGCCCGCCGUCGCCUAUGCCGCACCGCUGGCCACCAAGACCGUCGUUGCUAGCCCGGCCAUCUCGUACGCUGCCCCGGUAGCCAAGACCAUCUCGUACGCCGCUCCGGUUGCUAAGCUGGCCACACCAGUCGCUUACACCGCCGCGAUCCACCACUAAGUGCGCAUCCCUCGACUGUCAACAACCGGCACCGUUUGUACAUAUCUUCAAAACCCCCGUUACAAGACUCACGCAUCAUUCGUUUAAUUUAUUGAACGUUUUGUUUUGAAUAUAAAGAACAAUCAAUUGAAUCCGUCAAAA